GCGCCCGAGCGCCGCCCGCCGCCCGCCGCGCGCCCCAACUCCGGCUCGGUUCGCGGCUCGUCCGCGCUGCCGACUUCUCGCCGGAUCGCUGCCGACCCUCCGUCAGCCUGAGGUCUCCUCCGGCCAUGGACCCGGCCCCCGGGCCCGCUGCCCACCGCCCGCCUCCCUUGGCGCCUCUGGGGCUCAGCUGAUCCUGAAUUGGCGGUGGGGGGGGGGCUGGGGGGUCCCCCUCGAUUUCCGGCUUGGGGGGGGACGCGUCGUCCCCGCGUCUCUAUUCUGGACGACCCCCCGCUGCCCAGCCAAGUCCAUGCCCAGGCUCCCUGCUCAGCGCUGACAUGGCUGAGAGCUCCUUGCCGCCCUCCUCAUCGACCUUGGCCCUGGCCCCUGAGCCAGGAGUCACAGAGCAGCCAGGGCCCCGGAGCCCCCCUCCCUCUCCUCCAGGCCUGGAGGAGCCCCUGGAUGGAGCUGAUCCGGACGUCCCUCACCCGGACCUGGCGCCCGUUGCUUUCUUCUGUCUGCGACAGACCACCAGCCCCCGGAACUGGUGCAUCAAGAUGGUGUGUAACCCGUGGUUUGAAUGUGUCAGUAUGCUGGUGAUCCUGUUGAACUGCGUGACACUUGGCAUGUACCAGCCUUGCGACGACAUGGACUGCCUGUCGGACCGCUGCAAGAUCCUGCAGGUUUUUGAUGACUUCAUCUUCAUCUUCUUUGCCAUGGAGAUGGUGCUCAAGAUGGUGGCCCUGGGCAUUUUUGGCAAGAAGUGCUACCUUGGGGACACGUGGAACCGACUGGAUUUCUUCAUUGUCAUGGCAGGGAUGGUUGAGUAUUCCCUGGACCUUCAGAACAUCAACCUGUCAGCCAUCCGCACCGUGCGUGUCCUGAGGCCCCUCAAAGCCAUCAACCGCGUGCCCAGUAUGCGGAUUCUGGUGAACCUGCUCCUGGACACCCUGCCCAUGCUGGGGAACGUCCUUCUGCUCUGCUUCUUUGUCUUCUUCAUCUUUGGCAUCAUCGGCGUGCAGCUCUGGGCGGGCCUGCUGCGUAACCGCUGUUUCCUGGAGGAGAACUUCACCAUACAAGGGGAUGUGGCCCUGCCCCCCUACUACCAGCCAGAGGAGGACGACGAGAUGCCCUUCAUCUGCUCCCUGUCAGGGGACAAUGGCAUCAUGGGCUGCCACGAGAUCCCUCCGCUCAAGGAGCAGGGCCGCGAGUGCUGCCUGUCCAAGGACGAUGUUUAUGACUUCGGGGCGGGGCGCCAGGACCUCAACGCCAGCGGGCUCUGUGUCAACUGGAACCGCUACUAUAACGUGUGCCGCACGGGCAGUGCCAACCCCCACAAAGGCGCCAUCAACUUUGACAACAUUGGCUACGCCUGGAUUGUAAUCUUCCAGGUGAUCACCCUGGAAGGCUGGGUGGAAAUCAUGUACUACGUGAUGGAUGCGCACUCUUUCUACAACUUCAUCUAUUUUAUCCUGCUUAUCAUAGUGGGCUCCUUCUUCAUGAUCAACCUGUGCCUCGUUGUCAUAGCGACCCAGUUCUCGGAGACCAAGCAGCGGGAGCACCGGCUGAUGCUGGAGCAGCGGCAACGCUACCUGUCCUCCAGCACGGUGGCCAGCUAUGCCGAGCCUGGCGACUGCUACGAGGAGAUCUUCCAGUACGUCUGCCACGUCCUGCGCAAGGCCAAGCGCCGGACCCUGGGCCUCUACCAGGCCCUGCAGAGUCGGCGCCAGGCCCUGGGCCCGGAGGUCCAUACCUCCGCCAAGCCUGGGCCCCAAGCCAAGGAGCCCAGGCACUUCAAGCUGUGCCCGAGACACAGCCCCCUGGACCCGACGCCCCACACGCUGGUGCAACCCAUCUCUGCCAUGCUGGCCUCCGACCCCGCCAGCUGCCCCCAUUGCCAGCGCGAGGUGGGCCAGCGGCCCUUGGGCCUGGGCAGCACCGACUCAGGCCAGGAGGGCUCCAGCUCUGGGGGCUCAGGCGGUGGCGAGGACGAGGGCGACGGGGAUGAGGCCCGGAGCAGUGAGGACGGGGCCUCCUCGGGGCUGGGGAAGGAGGACAAGGAGGAGCAGGCAGAUGGGGCCGCCCGGCUGUGCGGGGAUGUGUGGCGGGAGACUCGAGCCAAGCUGCGAGGCAUCGUGGACAGCAAGUACUUCAACCGAGGCAUCAUGAUGGCCAUCCUGGUCAACACCGUCAGCAUGGGCAUCGAGCAUCAUGAACAGCCCGAGGAGCUGACCAACGUCCUGGAGAUCUGCAACGUGGUGUUCACCAGCAUGUUUGCCCUGGAGAUGCUCCUGAAGCUGGCCGCCUUCGGGCUGUUCGACUACCUGCGCAACCCCUACAACAUCUUUGAUAGCAUCAUCGUCAUCAUCAGCAUCUGGGAGAUCGUGGGGCAGGCAGACGGUGGGCUGUCGGUGCUGCGGACCUUCCGGCUGCUGCGGGUGCUGAAGUUGGUGCGUUUCAUGCCCGCGCUGCGGCGCCAGCUCGUGGUGCUCAUGAAGACCAUGGACAACGUGGCGACCUUCUGCAUGCUGCUCAUGCUCUUCAUCUUCAUCUUCAGCAUUCUCGGGAUGCACAUCUUUGGCUGCAAAUUCAGCCUCCGCACGGACACGGGAGACACGGUCCCGGACAGGAAGAACUUCGACUCCCUGCUGUGGGCCAUUGUCACGGUGUUCCAGAUCCUCACCCAGGAGGACUGGAACGUCGUCCUCUACAAUGGCAUGGCCUCCACCUCCCCCUGGGCCUCUCUCUACUUUGUUGCCCUCAUGACCUUCGGCAACUACGUGCUCUUCAACCUGCUGGUGGCCAUCCUGGUGGAGGGCUUCCAGGCGGAGGGUGACGCCAAUCGCUCCUAUUCGGACGAGGACCAGAGCUUAUCCAACAUGGAGGAGUUUGACAAGCUCCAGGACGGGCUGGACAGUGGUGGAGAUCCCAAGCUCUGCUCAGUUCCCAUGACCCCCAAUGGGCACCUGGACCCCAGUCUCCCACUGGGUGGACAUCUGGGCCCGGCCAGGGCUGCGGCACCUGCCUCCCGCCUCUUGCUGCAGCCCGACCCUGUGCUGGUGGCCCUGGGCUCCCGCAAAAGCAGUGUCAUGUCACUGGGGAGGACGAGCUACGACCAGCGCUCCCUGUCUAGCUCCCGGAGCUCCUACUAUGGGCCGUGGGGUCGCACCGGGGCCUGGGCCAGCCGCCGCUCCAGCUGGAACAGCCUCAAGCACAAGAUGCCUUCCGCUGAGCACGAAUCCCUGCUCUCAGCAGAGCUGGGCGGUGGGGCCCGGGCCUGCGAGGGGGCCCGGGAUGAGGGUCCACCACGGGCCGUGCCCCUGCAUGUCCCGCACACCCACCAUGCACAUCAUGGCCCCCACCCGGCACACCGUCACCGCCACCACCGUCGGACGCUGUCCCUCGACACCAGAGACUCGGUGGACCUGGCAGAGCUGGGGCCCCCUGUGGGUGUCCACCCCCGGGCAGCCUGGAGGAUGGCAGGCACGGACCCCGGGCACGAGGACUGCAAUGGCAGGAUGCCCAGCAUCGCCAAGGACAUGUUCACCAAGAUGGAUGACCGCCGGGACCGCGGGGAGGACGAGGAGGAGGUCGACUACACUCUGUGCUUCCGCGUGCGCAAGAUGAUUGACGUCUACAAGCCUGACUGGUGUGAGGUCCGCGAGAAUUGGUCUGUCUACCUCUUCUCCCCUGAGAACAGGUUCCGGGUCCUGUGUCAGACCAUCAUCGCCCACAAGCUCUUUGACUAUGUCGUCCUGGCAUUCAUUUUUCUCAACUGCAUCACCAUCGCCCUGGAGCGGCCCCAGAUCGAGGCUGGCAGCACCGAACGCAUCUUCCUCACUGUGUCCAACUACAUUUUCACAGCCAUCUUUGUGGGCGAGAUGACACUGAAGGUCGUCUCGCUGGGCCUGUACUUCGGAGAGCAAGCCUACCUGCGAAGCAGCUGGAACGUGCUGGACGGCUUCCUAGUCUUCGUGUCAAUCAUUGACAUCGUGGUGUCCUUGGCUUCAGCUGGGGGAGCCAAGAUCCUGGGGGUCCUCCGUGUCCUGAGGCUCUUGCGCACCCUACGACCCCUGCGUGUCAUCAGCCGGGCGCCUGGCCUGAAGCUGGUGGUGGAGACACUCAUCUCCUCCCUCAAGCCCAUCGGCAACAUUGUCCUCAUCUGCUGUGCCUUCUUCAUCAUCUUCGGCAUCCUGGGGGUGCAGCUCUUCAAGGGCAAGUUCUACCACUGUCUGGGCAUGGAUACCAGAAACAUCACCAACCGCUCCGACUGCGUGGCCGCCAACUACCGUUGGGUCCAUCACAAGUACAACUUUGACAACCUGGGCCAGGCCCUGAUGUCCCUCUUUGUCCUGGCCUCCAAGGAUGGCUGGGUGAACAUCAUGUACAAUAGCCCUAUCGGUGUCCACCUGGAGCCUGACAGUGACACCAUUGCCAACCAAGUGGCUCAGUCCAGUCAGAAAGCAAAGGCAGAGCCUGGAUACCCGGCCCUGAGCUGUGCGACCCUGUGUUCUCCCCGUUCCCUUGUGGUCCCCUGGCUGGGUGGAGAAGCACGAGCUGACUCUCACGGCCUGGGUGGACUGACCUCGCUCCCCCUUGCUUCCUCCCUCCCCUCGGCUUCUCCCUGCACAUAUUCCGUUCCCCCCUCUGUGGUCUGUGCUAUUCCCCAAUCACCCACUACAGAGGCCCAGCGCCUACCCUAUUACGCCACCUACUGUCCCACCCGACUGCUCAUCCACUCCAUGUGCACCAGCCACUACCUGGACAUCUUCAUCACCUUCAUCAUCUGCCUCAAUGUGGUCACCAUGUCCCUGGAGCACUACAACCAGCCCACGUCCCUGGAGACAGCCCUCAAGUACUGCAACUACAUGUUCACCACUGUUUUUGUGCUGGAGGCUGUGCUGAAGUUGGUGGCAUUUGGUCUAAGGCGCUUCUUCAAGGACCGGUGGAACCAGCUAGACCUGGCCAUUGUGCUGCUAUCGGUCAUGGGCAUCACGCUGGAGGAGAUCGAGAUUAACGCGGCAUUGCCCAUCAACCCCACCAUCAUCCGCAUCAUGAGAGUCCUGCGCAUUGCCCGGGUGCUGAAGCUGUUGAAGAUGGCGACGGGCAUGCGGGCCCUGCUGGACACGGUGGUGCAAGCUCUGCCCCAGGUGGGCAACCUGGGCCUCCUCUUUAUGCUGCUCUUCUUCAUCUACGCCGCCCUGGGAGUGGAGCUGUUCGGGAAGCUGAUCUGCAAUGAUGAGAACCCGUGCGAGGGCAUGAGCCGGCAUGCCACCUUCGAGAACUUCGGCAUGGCUUUCCUCACGCUCUUCCAGGUCUCCACUGGCGACAACUGGAACGGGAUCAUGAAGGACACGCUGAGAGACUGCACCCACGAUGAGCGCAGCUGCCUGAGCAGCCUGCAGUUCGUGUCGCCGCUGUACUUCGUCAGCUUCGUGCUCACGGCCCAGUUUGUGCUCAUCAACGUGGUGGUGGCUGUGCUCAUGAAGCACCUGGACGACAGCAACAAGGAGGCCCAGGAGGACGCCGAGAUGGACGCUGAGCUCGAGCUCGAGAUGGCCCAGGGCCUGGGUCCCGGCCCGCGGCCUCCCGCCGGCUCCCCAGGGGCACCUGGCCGAGGACCAGGAGGGGCUGGUGGCGGGGGUGACGUGGAAGGCCACCUGUGCCGACGCUGCUACUCUCCAGCACAGGAGAAUCUGUGGCUGGACAGCGUCUCUUUAAUCAUCAAGGACUCCUUGGAUGGGGAGCUGACCAUCAUCGACAACCUGUCUGGUUCCAUCUUCCACCACUACUCCUCGCCGGCUGGCUGCGGGAAGUGUCACCACGACAAGCAAGAGGUGCAGCUGGCUGAGACGGAGGCCUUCUCCUUGAACUCAGACAGGUCUUCAUCCAUCCUGCUGGGUGAUGACCUGAGUCUUGAGGACCCUUUAGCCUGCCCGCUCGGCUCCAUAGACAGCAAGGGUGAGCCAGACCCACCUGAGCCCAUGCGUGUGGGGGACCUGGGUGAAUGCUUCCUCCCCCUGUCCAACACGGCCGUAUCCUCGGGUCCAGAGAACUUCCUGUGUGAGAUGGAAGCAAUAUCAUUUAACCCCAUCCGGUCCUGGCUGAAACAUGAGAGCAGCCAAGCGCCCUCAAACCCUUUCUCCCCAGAGGCCUCCAGCCCACUCCUGCCCAUGCCAACAGAGUUCUUCCACCCUGCUGUGUCUGCCAGCCAGAAAGGGCAGGGGCAGGACGCUGGUGCUGGGGCCCUCCCCAAGAUCGCCCUGCAGGGCUCCUGGGCAUCUCUGCGGUCCCCGAGCGUCAACUGCACCCUUCUCCGACAGGCCACUGGGAGUGACACGUCGCUGGAGGCCAGCCGCAGCAGCUCAGCAGGCAGCCUGCAGACCACACUGGAGGACAGCCUGACCCUGAGCGACAGUCCCCGGCGUGCCCUCGGGCCGCCUGCACCCGCCCCAGGCUCCCGGGCCAGCCUGUCUCCCGCCGCCCGCCGCCGCCUCAGCCUGCGGGGCCGGGGCCUGUUCAGCCGGCGGGGACUGAGGGUGCACCAGCGUAGCCACAGCAGUGGGGGCUCCACCAGCCCAGGCUGCACCCACCACGACUCCAUGGACCCCUCGGACGAGGAGGGCGCAGGCAGGGGUGGCGCAGGCGGUGGGGGCGGGGGCAGCGAGCACUCGGAGACCCUCAGCAGCCUCUCGCUCACCUCCCUCUUCUGCCCGCCGCCAGCACCGCCUGGGCUCCCGCCCGCCAGGAGGUUCAGCAGCACCAGCAGCCUGGCCGCUGGCCCCGGCCGCCCCCGCCCCACCGCCCGGCCCCACAGCCUGGCCCGGAGCCCCUCCUGGGCCGAGAACCGCAGCAAGGACCCACCGGGCCCUGCAGAGGCCCCCGGGGAGCUGCAGCCCGGAGACGCUGCGAGCAAGAGAAAGAGAUGAGGGCCGCAGGGGCCCAGCGCCGCCGCCCGCCCUGUCUCAUGUUCUUUACCUCAGGAGCCAGGGGCAGACAGCAAUACUUGGUCCACAACCUGGGCAUUGCGCAGGGCCAGCCAGCGCCAGGCCGCCGAGAGUGCGGGCAGAGUUGGGUUUGGGGCCGCCGAGGGUGGGCCGAGGCCCAGAUGUGGCCCAGCCAUGGUUCUUCCCGUGCAGAUCCAUGUAUAUAUAUAUAUGCAUAUAUAUAGAGAGAGACAGACAUAUAUAUUUAUUUAUUUUUUUUACUGAGAGCUUAUGACUUCCAGAAAGUGCUGAAGGUGGGCAGUGCGACCCUGGGCCCAGUCAGGGCUUUUGCCUGAUGCUUAGGACCCAGGCCAGACCCACCCCAGGGUAGAUGGUCCUGCUGGGGCGUCGGCACCCGUGCUUUUUGGUAUCUCCCCUGGAUUGGGAGUAGCUUGGAGAGGGCUUUCAGACCUCUGAGGGUCCUGUGGCUAGGAAGACAGGCCCAGAAAAAGAGGUGUAAUUCAGGGUGCAUUUUUUUUCCUUUAAAGAAGAAAUGCUGCUAAGAUUCCACCCCCUUUCCCCCCCCCCCAUUAUUGGGGUGUCUGUCUUGUUGUUCCUGACUGUCUAGUUGUGUGAACAGUUUUUUUGUAGACGCCCAAAGUCCACAAACUCUUAGUCAACCAGUUAGAUGUAUUUCUUUAGAAAAAUCAGGGGUGAUAGUUGUAUUUCCUUAGGGUCGGGGUGGGGGUGGAGGUCAGCUCCCAGGCUGGGCAGGGGCCCCUGCCCCACUAGGCACUUCCCUAGGGGUGGGGUGUGCUGUGGCCUUGCCCACAGGAAGCCGAGGGCAGGAAUGGAGGCAGCGGGAGAGAGAAGAAAGUGAAGGCGGUUGAGCAGGUCCUGAGAUGCUCGCAAGGUCAAGGGCUCCGGUCUGGUCAGUGCUGGCCGUGGCCUUGUACCCUCUAGCGGGGCCUGAGCCACAGCAAUUCAAGGAGGUUGUACUCCACUCCACCCCCUGAGCACCUCUGUUCUCCUGGGAUGGAUUUCAGGGUAAGGAAGACCUGACAGGAUUCUGAGCUGGGGUGGGGCACCUGCCUGGGCCCUGCGACCUGCCCCACCCACCAGUUCCUUCACACCCAUCACCUGGAGACCCACAUCCUCCCACUUUACCCCCAGCUGCCUAUCUCAUCCCCCUCCCUCCUAUUCUCAAAACUGCAGGUCAGGUUUCACUGCAGCAUUGCUUCCCAAAUGGGCUCGCAGACGGGUAUUUUGUAUUUGAAUAGUUAUGUAUUUAUUUCUGUAUUUAUUAGGAAAAAACCAGCACACCAAACCCAUGAUUUCACAGACAUAUUGCUUAGGUCAAGGCUAAGGUUUUGAAAGCAUGUGGCUAAGUCAGUUUAAAGAAAAAGAUGGGGACCGCGGUGGCAGAGUCAUGGGAUGGGAAAUGCUGCAAGUUUGGGGCACAGUGCACGUCAGCAAUAGCCAGGCCCUUUGCCUUUGAGGUCUCAGAUGGUUUGGCUGGGCCCCACCGAGGGGGCCUUGUCCUUGAUCCCAAACUCUGACCUUAAAGAACUUGGCUUCGGGCCAGGACGUCAAGUGGUGUGUGUGUGUGUGUGUGUGUGUGUGUGUGUGUGGUGGGGGUGCGGGGAGCUGCUUGGACAGGCUCUGGGUGUCUUCCAGGCCAUCAUAGGGACCCUUGGGGCCUGGGUACUGUAGCAAAGGAAGUAGGCAAUGAGUGACUUAAGCUUAGUGGCCGGCAAAGCCCUUCCUUUAAGAGCUGGUGGUGGGAGUGGGGAAGGGUAGUCAGACCCACUUUACACGUGAGGAAACUGAGGCCUGGAGAGGCAAAGUGUGGCCAGCCCAGGAUCCCUCAGGGCCCUGGCAGCAGAGGGGCUGGGGCGCUGCGGGGCCAACACCUGAGUACCUGGAAUGUGAACAAGUGGCCUGUGUUUGAAGCGGGUAGGUUCAGAAGGCAGAGCCUGGCCUUGGGCCUCUGUUGGUACUUUGGAGUUGGGCCAGCAUGGCAGUCAGACCAGGAUUUGCCCCAGAGCCCCGCUCCCCUCACUUGAAGUGUGGAUGGGGGGCCUCCGUGAGGAUACUGAGGCACUGCCCAAGCACUGGGCUUCCUCCCAGGACCACAGCCUCCAGGGUAAGGGGUCAGCUGGGCCCUCCUGCUCAGGGAGCAGGCGGACCUGGGGUCUUGUCACCUCCUGCCCCGAGUGGCCCCACAUCUGGUGGGGGAGACGGCAUGUCUCCAGCUGAUGCCCCAGAGGGCCGGGGCCUCCCUGUGUGCUGAUUAUUUCAUUAUGGGGUGCUUGUGUGGGGAAGGAGAGGGCACAGGUAGGCCAUCUGGCUCUGCUCACCUUUCCUGCCAGCACCGCGGUGGCCCCGAGCAGUCACAGUUAGAGGGAAGCAGCACAAUCAGUCAGCGUGUUCCUGGAGGGGCACGUGUGCUGGGACCUGGAAGAGGCGCCGCGGGCCUGGGAAGACCACGUGGAGAACUUAACUGGGUUAACUCGGCUUGGGUUCAAGGGGACAGAAUGUGACACUGGUCAGCAGCUUCCAUUUUCUGGGCCCGGGAGUCACCCUGUUUAGUCUGUACAGCGCCUAGAUGGGUGUGCACUGCUGUUCCACUCUCAGACCAGGGAAGUGACUUCCCUGGUGUCCCUGGGUUCUGAGUGUCUGGGCAGGGAACACAUCCCAGGUGUGUCUGACACGCGAAAAGCCAACCCUUCACUCUGAACCUUGUGGCCCCCAAACAAGCAGACCCGUGGGGGAAGGCCAUCUAGGCAAAGGGGCUGGCCUGAGGCAGGACAGUUCCGGGCGUGUCUAGAGGCGGGACUAGCUGAGCCUAUAGGAGAGAAGCUUUGGCUGGGGAGUCAUGGGAGACGGGUCUGGUUCCUAGAGGUUGCCAAAUGCUGUUCCAAGGCACUUGAUCUUGUUCCUGUGAGCUAUGGGGUGUGGGGGACGCGGAAGCUGUGAUUGGUUGGCCAGGACAAGCCGAAAUAGAUAAGGGUUAGGUGAAUGGCCCCUCUGCCCUUCCUGAUCCUAUGGCAUGUCCAUCACAAAAGCACAAACUUAACCUAACCCACGAGGGCCUGGCCCUGGGGAUAAUGAGGAAUUUGGUGCGGGACAUCCCAAGCUAUCUGUUUGCAGGACUCUGCAGAGUGGUGGCUGGCAGGCACCUCAGCGUUUGCACAGAUGGACCCAAGACCAGCUGGGGCUGUGGCCCACCCCAGCCAAUGCCUCUUCCUGUCCCCUGCCUGGGCUCCUGCGCUUGGCAGCCCCACAAAAGACGAAGCGUGCACAGUAUCAGCCUGUCUGCCUGUCUUCCCCCCCCCCAGAGGCCCCCCUGGAGCCUUCUGUUUCCAGGGCCACCUCUGGCCCCUUUUGCUGCGCUGUGUAAGGGCUUGGGGUCUUAGAAGUCGCGGUGUGGCCCAGAUACACAUACUCUUUUUGUCUUUGUGUAAUAAUCAGUGUUCCUGGCGGAGCUGGGCUGAGCUGGAGCCUGGGGAGGCGGCAGGGGCCACCUUCUCCUGGAAGCCCUGGGCCUGGUCCUGCUGCUGUGACCACCACACUCCCAGUCGCUGUACAGUUUCUAUGAUGUGAGAGAAUCUCCAUCCUAGUUGCUGAUGGCGCUGGUCCCUGCUGGCCCAGUUGGCCCGGGCGUAGAGAAACCAAGCGGCAGCCACCACCAGUGUUGUUUUGAAUAAAAACUCAAAAGCCUAUUUCAGAA
Molecule: messenger RNA, 10656 nt
Organism: Hipposideros armiger (great roundleaf bat)
Lineage: Eukaryota; Metazoa; Chordata; Mammalia; Chiroptera; Hipposideridae
Gene: CACNA1I
Product: calcium voltage-gated channel subunit alpha1 I
Exons: 36
Coding region: 336-6926 (2196 amino acids)
Biological process (GO): calcium ion import across plasma membrane
Cellular component (GO): membrane; voltage-gated calcium channel complex
Molecular function (GO): high voltage-gated calcium channel activity
Source: RefSeq, a predicted model, not a curated record